Messenger RNA from Amblyraja radiata (thorny skate), 510 nucleotides. RefSeq names its product zinc finger protein 239-like. The coding region runs from base 1 to 510 and encodes 169 amino acids. NCBI's taxonomy places the organism in Eukaryota, Metazoa, Chordata, Chondrichthyes, Rajiformes, Rajidae. The transcript has 3 exons. Gene Ontology annotation, cellular component: nucleus. The record is from RefSeq and is a predicted model, not a curated record. Gene Ontology annotation, molecular function: RNA polymerase II transcription regulatory region sequence-specific DNA binding; DNA-binding transcription factor activity, RNA polymerase II-specific. Gene Ontology annotation, biological process: regulation of transcription by RNA polymerase II.
AUGACGGGCCACAAUAAGGAGAAGCGAUAUGAGUGCGACGUGUGUGGCAAGGCCUGGCAGCAGCAGAGCAAGCUGAAGGCCCACCGGCGGAUGCACACGGGACAACGCCCCUUCGACUGCUCGGAAUGCGGCAAGAACUUCACCCGCUACGAGACCUUGCUGCGGCACAACCAGUUGCACUCUGGCGAGAAGCCCUUCACCUGCUCCCACUGCGGCAAGAGUUUCGAGACAUUGAAUUACCUAAAGAUCAAUCGGCGAGUGCACACGGGCGAGAGGCCCUAUGGCUGCCCCACGUGCAGCAAGAGCUUUGCCCAGUUGCGCCUGCACACCGGGGAUCGGCCGUACACCUGCGGCGACUACGGCAAAGGCUUUGCCCAGUCAUCGGGGCUGUUGCGGCACCGGCGGGUGCACAGCAGCUUCAUGUGGUCUUCGGACCUGAAUGUGCACAGGCGCCUGCACACCGGGGAAUGCCCCUACAACUGCAGCGUCUGCGGCACGGGCUACAAGUAG